AAUUAUCAAUUCAGAAUAACAGCUGGGAAAGAAAAGUAAAUACACAACAAACCCCCAGUCUCCCUCCAUCAUAUUCAGGAGAGAGAGAGAGUGAAGAAAAGACCCGGACACACCACCACCACCGUCAUCAUCAUGUGCUGUGGCGACGGAGAUUGCCGACCUUUGGGCUUCCUAUUGGGUCUUCCCUUCGCCUUCCUCUCCCUCCUCAUCUCCAUCGUCGGCAUCGUCGUCUGGAUCGUCGGAUUGACUUUGACUUGUAUAUGUCCGUGUUGCUUAUGCGUGACGGUGCUGGUGGAGCUGGCACUGGAGCUAAUCAAGGCACCUAUUCACGUCAUGGAGUGGUUCACUUCGCAGAUCCCCUGUUAGAUACUCUCUCACCUUUUCGUUUUGUUUCACAGAAAAGCUUUCUUUCAUGUAAUUAAGUAAGGCAUUGGCGUAUGUUUUUCUCCCUCUCCCUCUCCCUCUCCCUAGUGCUAAGGGUGUGAUUUAAUAUGACUUAGAUAUAAUUUCACAAUUGAUCUUUGUUGUCUACUUUCGUUCUCGAACACAUGUUAAUUUGCUUCACUUGUCAUGGUUAUUUGAUAUCUACAAGAAAACAAAAGCUCCGAUUGUCGCCGAGCCCGACCUUCGUUCAGGACGGGUGACAACUGAAAAUCUUUGUUUUGCGAGUUUAGGAGGAU
Messenger RNA from Ilex paraguariensis (yerba mate), 680 nucleotides. The record is from the annotation of a GenBank genome assembly. NCBI's taxonomy places the organism in Eukaryota, Viridiplantae, Streptophyta, Magnoliopsida, Aquifoliales, Aquifoliaceae.